Cololabis saira (Pacific saury) is the source of this 1743-nucleotide messenger RNA. It is a transcript of the gene efhc1, whose product is annotated as EF-hand domain (C-terminal) containing 1. The transcript is spliced from 10 exons. Gene Ontology annotation, molecular function: alpha-tubulin binding. Gene Ontology annotation, cellular component: mitotic spindle; axoneme. Gene Ontology annotation, biological process: cilium-dependent cell motility; mitotic cytokinesis; mitotic spindle organization. NCBI's taxonomy places the organism in Eukaryota, Metazoa, Chordata, Actinopteri, Beloniformes, Belonidae. The record is from RefSeq and is a predicted model, not a curated record. Bases 1 to 1662 code for a protein of 553 amino acids.
AUGUCUUUUAAGUGGAACAACCACGGAUUACCACUUUUGCCAGGAUACACUUUCCGGGAUGUUACGAAGUCCGCCUUCCAUCGGCCCCAAACACUGGACAGUAAGAAUGGCUACUCUGUGCGCCGUCGCCCUUCGGUGGGCAUUGGCCAGGAUCCUCUUUUAUCAGAGCAGUUACUUCAACAGGAGAUCAGUGAGUUGUCCUUUGAGGCACUUGAAAUUACGCACGGCCCUUUAAACCGGACAGACGAUUUCACCUUCAUCCCAGCCCACGUGGCGCUCGACAAGAAGAUGCUUUGCUUCUAUGCAUAUUUCAUGGAAGAUGUCUUGUUUUCACCUGAAGAGAAGUAUCGUGUACGGCCCGUGGUCAUUUACUACUACCUGGAGGAUGACAGCAUGUGUAUUAUUGAGCCCGUAGUGAAGAACUCUGGGUUACCGCAGGGGAAACGGACCAAACGUCAGCGUGUCCCGAAGAAUGAACAUGGAGAUUAUUACCAGUGGAAAGACCUUAACCUUGGUAUGGAUUUGGAGGUGCACGGGGUCAAGUACCACAUCACAGACUGUGAUCUCUUCACAAAGGAAUUCAUGGAAAGUGAGGGCAUCAUUCUGGGCAACCCAGAACCAAUGCCAGAAGACCCGUAUAGCAAACAUCGCAAAAUCCCACAACCUUCUCACACCACCCCCUCCACGUUUGAUAGCCUUCAGCAAUUUAUUACUAUGGACGGCAAGGUGCUACGUUUCUUUGCCUUGCUGGACAACACUGACUCUCUGUAUACGGAGAUGUGGCCCGUCAUCAUCCACUAUUACCUGGUGGAUGACACAGUGGAGAUCAGAGAGGUUCAUAAACGCAACAGUGGACGGCUUCCUUUUCCUGUCUUGCUGCGCAGACAUAAGAUUCCUAAGAAAACCAAAUCAGAGGCAUUCCCUAGAUGUGUGUUGGAGAUCUCCAAGGAAGAAGUUGAUGAGUAUUACACCCCCAAAGACUUCCAGCUAGGCCAAACGAUUAGCCUGCUGGGGCAUCGCUUCCUCUUAUAUGACUGUGAUGGUUUCACAAAAGAUUAUUACCAGAAGAACCACCCAGACAUGGAAGUGAAGUCCAUAGAAGUACCGAAGAAGGCUGAUAAUGUUCAGGAACAAAAGAUCGAGAUUCCACCCUACAAUGGAUUUGGAUCUAUUGAAGACUCACUCCAGAACUGUUUCUCUCUGAUUCCUAAGCCUCCCAGAAGAAAUAUUUUAAAGUUGUUAGAGAAUCACGGCAAAGUGUUGCGCUACACUGCCCAGCUGGACUCCCUAAAUCCCCAAGACAAAGGCCGAUGUUUCAUACUGUCCUACUUCCUGUCCGAUGAGAUGAUCAGCAUUUUUGAAAAACCCACCCGCAACUGUGGUAUCAUCUCUGGGAAGUUCCUGGAAAAGACACGCGUUCCCAAGCCGGGCUCUUCGGUGGAAAAUCCUGAGUACUACUCACCAGCAGACUUCGCUAUUGGAGCCACUGUGGAAGUUUUCAGCCACCGUUUUGUGCUGACCCAUGCUGACCAGUAUGUGCUCACCUACCUGGAGUCCAUCUCAAGCCAGAUCCCUUCACAGACGCUGGAUUCUUUGCGGCAGAAGCUGGCAAAUAAUCAGCCAGCUGACCAAAAUGUUUUACAAGGAGAAUCCUCUUCAUGACAAGGGACGUCCUUGACUCUUACGGCUCCAAGUCUUGAUACUACUGCAGUAAUUUCAACACAAAUGAAAACAUUUCCAAAA